AUGAGUCACUUCAACAUUAUAGCCGACUACUAUCGGUCCAACAACGCGGGUCCAUCCAGAGCGCACAACCUCGGCCCUCGUCGCGCCUCACCAGAACGCAAGAGCGGUUACAACACCCAAUCUGCAGCAUACACGACCCUCCCACCUCCGACUCGGCGCUUUCUGACUCUCUACAUCAAACUUCAGAAACGGCGCCAGACCUUCCGCAUAGUCGAAGUCCCUGCGAACUUCACCUUCGCCAACCUCCACACCUACAUCCGCUUCCUCUUCGGUCUGUCCGACAACCGCCACUACUUCGACGUCGUCGAUCAUGUCAGGUUCCAUGGGACUAUGAAGGGCCAUAUUCUGGACUGUGGGAGGUGGAGUAAGGAGAUGCAGGAGGCGUUGCCGGUGCAAUAUAUGGACAUCAUGAGGGGAAAGGACCCGGUCAUGAGGGUUUCGCCAGUAGGAGCGAGGGAAGGUGCACCUUCCUGGGAAGAGGAGUUCAACUGGGCACUCCUGGGAGACGAUGUGGUCAGGAAAAUGGAGGAAGAGGUCACGCUGAGCCAGAUAUGGAACCCGAAGUAUAACGUCUGCUCGUGGACGGAGUGUCCGCGUGAUUGUGAGGACGAAGAGAUUGCUAUCAAGUACGAGAACAAGAGAGGCGACGACCACAGUUUCUUCAUCUCGCUGUACGGCGACGACCCAUUCGUCACGUAUGAUGAGCGCCAACCCAGCGUACCCACGAUCAUUGAAGUCAAAGGCUCUUGCUUCACCGAGAAGGGUCGCGACUGGAGGAAGGAGAUUGAUACACACAAGAAGAAAAUUGACCGCGGGCUCAAGGAUUCGAAUGCAUUCGAGCGCUACUGCAAAGGCGAACUCUUCACCGUCUGUGGACCGGAAAGACUCGAAGUUUUCGACCAAGAGGAAGUGCGGCGCCGCGAGCUGGAGAAACGGGAGAAGGAGCGAGAGAAACUCGAGAGGAGUCAGAGGCAACGGGCUGAAGAGGAACAGUACAAUGGCGACUAUGAUGAAGGCGACUAUGAUGAGGAUGACUAUGAUGAGGACGAAGAGGAGUACUACUCUCAUUCAGACUCAUGA
Messenger RNA from Peniophora sp. CBMAI 1063, 1080 nucleotides. NCBI's taxonomy places the organism in Eukaryota, Fungi, Basidiomycota, Agaricomycetes, Russulales, Peniophoraceae. The record is from the annotation of a GenBank genome assembly.